AUGAAGGAUCGUCUAAAUCUGAUGGCAGCUCUGUCUGAGAACAUGCUGAUAGUUAACAUGUUAGUGGGUGUCUUCUUUCUUCCAGGUACUUUGGCUAAAUGUGAUAGAAAACCAGACCUCAGAAUCACUACACCAAAGAAGAUUGAAGCUCUGAGUGGAUCUUGUUUGGAAAUCCCAUGUAUCUAUGAUACAGAGCAUACCAGCUAUGACAGCAGCAGAACUAUCUAUGGAGUUUGGAUGAAAGGUGGUCACAAUUUUGUCAAACAUCCAAAUAUCGUUAUUUUCAAUAGCAGUGGGUCAGUUAACAACUAUUCACUGAAUAUUACUGGAAACCUGAGAGAGAAAAACUGCACCACUCUGUUUCCUGAUGUAAAGACCAGUUAUACAGACGAAUACUUCUUCAGGAUUGAGAACGAGCCGUUCAAAGCAUCAGCUUGUGAUGAUCCUCUCAUUAUAACAGUUAAAGAUUCUUCUUGGAGUCCCAGCAUUAAUAUCUCUGUUGGUGAUCUGAAGGAGCAUCAGUCUGUCACUAUAAGCUGCUCAGCUGUGACUCCCUGUCCACACUCACCUCCUGAACUCACCUGGAAUCUCCAACAAGACUCUGAGAGACAAACAGAGACAAACCCAGAUGGAACCUUUACGACUACAGAGACUGAAUUGACUCUCAGUGUUUCAUAUGCUCCUAAAGACACCUCAGCAUCCAUCAGUCCAUCAGGUUUGGUGUCAGCAGGUAGCUGGGUGGAGCUGAGCUGCUCCAGCAGAGCCAAGCCUCCUGCCAGCUUCACCUGGUUCAGGAACAGCAAACAUGGAGCCAUUAAUGUAUCUGAGGGGCAGGUUUACAACUUCACUGUUACUGAGGGAGGAGAAUAUUACUGUGAGGCUACAAAUGAUCUGGGGACUCAGAGAUCAUCAAUGAUCUUCCUUACAUCUAAAGAUGGAUUCUUGGUUCCAAUCGCAGUUGGAAUAUCAGUGGUCAUCCUCCUCAUUCUUUGCUUGGUUGUGUUUGUUUGGUGAGUAUUGAAGU
Cyprinodon variegatus (sheepshead minnow) is the source of this 1024-nucleotide messenger RNA. RefSeq names its product sialic acid-binding Ig-like lectin 13. The record is from RefSeq and is a predicted model, not a curated record. NCBI's taxonomy places the organism in Eukaryota, Metazoa, Chordata, Actinopteri, Cyprinodontiformes, Cyprinodontidae. The transcript has 6 exons. The coding region runs from base 1 to 1014 and encodes 337 amino acids.